This is a messenger RNA of Neoarius graeffei (lesser salmon catfish), 6842 nucleotides long. RefSeq lists its product as uncharacterized. The transcript has 9 exons. The record is from RefSeq and is a predicted model, not a curated record. Bases 5 to 2581 code for a protein of 858 amino acids. Gene Ontology annotation, molecular function: protein binding. NCBI's taxonomy places the organism in Eukaryota, Metazoa, Chordata, Actinopteri, Siluriformes, Ariidae.
CCUAAUGGCGGAGAACGUACGGUCGCCUUUCGACUAUCGGGAGCCACCGACUCUUGACAGCGAUGGAGACGGUGGCAAGCCUCCGCCACCACGGGGGCGAGUGUGUGGCCGAAAGAGAAAGGGCACUCCUGUUAAGGUGUGCGAUCGGGCAUAUGUGACAGAAGAUGAAGAAGAAAGUUUGUCUGAACACAGUUACAGUCCAGGUGAAGGGCAGUACCCAGAUGAAGCAGAGGAUCAGCUUCCCCCUCCCAGCAGUCCAUACUAUCUUGCUGAUCCAUCUCAGCUUUGUGUCUCGGAGCUAGGCGAAGAAGGCGCCGGUGGUGUUCGUGGCCCUGUGCUCUUUCCCCCUCUACCGCCUAACUGCAGGAUCAGAGAAGUACAUUGUGGGAGCCAGGUACGACUGGUCGUCAUAGCGAUCAGAGACAUUGCCAAGGGCGAGGAAAUCACGGUGGACUACAACUUGGCUGAGUGGGGAGAAAACGCGCUGGCUUUCCAUCGCUCUGUAUCACCACGUGGAUUUGAAUGCGCCUUCAAUCCAGACAGCAGUAUUAAGAAGGAAGAGGAGGCAGCUCCGUCUCUGCCUCUGUCUCUCACAGUUUCAGACUACCUCACUCCUUCAUGGUCUCUCUCACCUUCAUCCUCUCCACUCUCUCGCUCCGAGGCCAGUGAUUCGGACCGAGAGGAAGAUGAAGAGGAGGAGGAAGAGGAGGAAGAGGACGAGGAAGAAGAAGAGGACCUCGAAGAACUGAGGGGCCGCAUGAUGCGGAGGCGCAAGAAACGGAAAACGACAAAUAAUGCAACCAAAAAAAAGUCUCAAUCCAGCCCUCUUUCCUUCCCUCCAUCCUCCUCACCCUUCCAGACCCCUUUAGCCCCGCCUACCACAAACAUAAACAAUAACAUAAACAUAAACAUUGGCCGCAGCGCAAGCAGGAAGCAACACUGUCCUCACUGUGGCCGUCAUUUCCGCUCUCUCGCUCGGCAUCUUGAAAAGCACCAUGAUCAGCAACCGGAAAUCCGGAAUGCCAUGGAACUGUCACAUGGCCCGAGAUCCUCACACACACCAUCCUCAGCACACACACAUGGCUCACACACUUUCAGCUCACCACAGCCCUCUGCUUCCUCCUCUUCCUCCUCAGCCACCCCCAACCUGUUCUCUCGCGACUCAUCCGGUUCCGGUUCAGCAGCCAUGUCAUUCUCUCUCUCCCUUUCUCCUUCUUCACGUCGGCCUUCCUCCAAAAAGAGCCCCGCCUCUCUCUCCUCCCCACCGAGAAAGAACACAGCUCCUCCAGCAGUAGUCGUGAAAAAGUCUGCCAGUCCUCCAGCCAAAAGAGGGCGACGGCCAAAGAAGGAGAAAGAAGAGAAGCAAAAGAAACAGGAGGAGAUUGAAAGAGCAAAAGAGGAAGCUCCACCCACGCCGGGCCGAAACGACGAGGAGGUAGAUGAUGAGGAACUGGAUCUGACUGAAAUGAGGGACGAUGACAGUGGAGAAGAGAAGAAUGGUGGAAGCUCUCACCGCUCCCAUGUGUCUCCCCUCCUGUCCUCUCUCUCCACCCUGGUUUUGUAUCUCCGACGUCAGCAGCACUCAUCCUUCCUCUCCCUCUCGCGUUCAAGCAGCUCGGCAGAAGCCUGGCGCCUGCUAUGCCACUCCAGCCUGGCGCUGCUCAUUCUCUAUAACCGUCACCGCGAGUGUGAGAUGGCAAAACUGACCAUAAAUGACUACCGCAGCCGCAUUACUCCUUCCCCUAACUCCAGCUCCCCUCUUGAAGUGUCUUUGUCCCCUUUUGAGCGUCAGGUUUUGUGCCACAGGCCCCGCGUGGGCGUUUUAGGAAAGCGCGGUCGGAUUCAGCCACUAAUCCUUCCACCUCAUUCUGAAUCCUGCCUCGAUUUGCUUCUGAAAACUUCCACAGAUGUAAAUGUCGAUCCCGAAAGCCCUUAUGUGUUUUCUCGGCCGUUUCAUUCUCCUGCCACCCCUCUACGUGGCACGGACCUCCUGCGUGGGUUAGCGCGUGCCAGUGGGGCUAAAAACCCUGCAGCACUGACAUCACCACGCACCCGAAGGCAAGUCGCCAUCCUCACCCAGCUCCUGCUGAUGGACGAAGGAGAGAAGGAGAGGCUUGAGCACUUCCUUCACAGCGAGUAUCACGUCACCCAGAGCUGCACCCGGAUCGGACAGGACCCAGCGUUGAUGGGCCGAGUGGGGCGUGUUGUGCUGUACGGGGAGAGAGAUGGGGUGUUGUUCAGAGGGAUGAGCCUCAAACACAUCUGCCUCGAGCUGGAUGUAAUGUCUGGGAAUUCAGCAGAUUCUUUCUCGGAGGAAUCUGAUGGAGAAGGAGAGAAGAGUAAUGAGAGAACAGAGGCAGGAAAGACAGCAGGAGUGAAUGGCCGCGGACCUUCUAAAAACAGCGCUAGUCCCGUCCCCUCACCCACUACACCUUCCCCAUCAGGUUCUCACAAGAGGCGGAGCUCACAAAUAAAAUCAGACGGACACAUCGGACAGAGGGCUGGGGGCUGUUUUGUCCCAGGAGGUGGAGGGGGAGGAUCGCCCCGUGCUGUAUAUCAGCAGGAAGCUGUCAGUGCGUGAGGGGCGCUACAGCACAAUCGAGAAGGAGUGCCUAGCCAUCAAGUGGGUGGUCCUCGCCCUCUGCUACUACCUGCUGGGAUGCCCUUUCACCCUCUGUUCGGACCACGCGCCCCUCCAGUGGCUCCACCGCAUGAAGGAUGCCAACGCGCAGAUCACCCGUUGGUAUCUGGCACUCCAGCCCUUUAAAGGAAAAGGCAACUUUUGUACAAAACCAGGUGUGUAAUAGGAGAAAAACAUAUACGUAAUCAAUUCCGUUAAUUAUUUCCAUUAUAUAUCGAACAUGAAAAAAUAUUUUUAACUUUGAAAUCAUGAAUUGACACAGAGGAGUCAAAGUUGGAGGAGUCAGCCAUUUUGAGAUUGUGGGCAACUAUAAACCAAUCAGAAUCUUUCGUUAAUGCGCCUCCCUCUGAUCUGUGAUGUCACUGGGCCCAUGAAAACAGUGUUUACAAGCAGAUCACUGUGAUUAGGAGUCCCGGCGGGUGGCUUGUAUUCGAUUCGUUUAUAUCCCGACCUUGUCAGCUGUCAGAUUUAUGUUCAUGGACCCGGUAAGCUGGUAAAUAAUUUUUUUUUUUCUUUACCAAAUUCUAACAGAAAACGAGAGCGCCCGAAAGGGAAAACCGAGCCGAGCCGCUUCACACAUGCGCAGUAGGCUUGGUAGGACAAAUCCAAAUAGGAGUCAUUCAGGAUUCAGCCAAGUUUUUGCUCCGUGUUUUUACUCAACCAAAGUUAUACAGUAUUAUGAGCUUCAAGUUGCAUAAAUAAAACCAUUUGGUGAAACUUUGAAGAAGCGAUUGUACUGGUUUUUUACCUUAUUACCAUGAAGCACUGAAGAGUUCUUUUCAGUGGUGGGCCGCAUGACGUCACGCAGUAGAUCAAUAUGGCGGAACGUAUCUUCGCUGAGCUCAGCGCAAGCCCAUAUUAUUAAAAGUUAAAAGAUACUGUUAUGCGGUCUGUUCUUUCUCUAUAAAUUCCAUGAUCGAUUACUUUAUAUAUUUAUCUAUCCAUUUGUGGUGAUUUUGUACAAAAGUUGCCUUUUCCUUUAACUUCAAGGUGAUCAACAGGCCGGGGGCGCAGAUAGUUGUGGCAGACUUCCUCUCCUGUCAAGGGGGGAGUCGGCUGCAGGCCAGACGGCUGCCCGGCCUGAGUCGGGCGGUGGGGGUAUGUGGCAGCGGGGGCGUGGUCAAGCGUUGGUCUGUAACUGGAGGGCAGAGUCAGGGAAGGUAAGUGGCAGAAUCACUACACCUGAUGUCAAUUAACCUGUUUGCGUGUCUUCCCAGCGACCACACCCUAUAUAAGGAGAGAGAGAGCAGAGGAAGUGAGCUCUCUCCCCAACCAGACAGCUGAUGUGUGUGCACGCGUGUGUCCGAGUGUCUGGGAGAGUGAAACGCUGAAAAGUGUUGCAAUAAAGAGUUUUUGGAAAACUCAGUUCUGGCCUGCCGUACUUCUGUGCUCCACCCACCCACGCAAAGUUCUACAGUAUCAUUUCCACAAUGAUUGUACAGGAUCUCCCAGGAUUCUUGACUUGUCAAUUGCAAGCAAAAGUAAAAAUGUUUACCUGCAAUCUUCUCCUUUUUGCUUGAGCGUUGCUGGUCCGUUUCUUCUUUGACUGCUUGAUUUUGUUUCACGCGCACAAUCCACUCUCUCCGCCUCAUCUCCUCUUCCGGAAAAAGCCAACCCGCUCGCUCCGCCUCUUCUCCUCUUUCGGAAAAAGCCAAUCCACUUGCUCCGCCUCUUCUCUUUCGGAAAAAGCCAACCCACUCACUCUGCCUCUUCUCCUCUUCCAGAAAAAGCCAAUCCACUCUCUCUGCCUCUUCUCCUCUCUCGGAAAAAGAUAAAAACUGCUUUCUGAGCCGGUCCCGUUGUUACAGUUCACUGCACAACAAUAAGGCAUGGUUUUUCUUUGGAAAUUCCCGAAUGCACGUCUGCACUCAAGCCAAACGAUAAUGCAAGUAAACGGAAGUGGACUCAAUUCAAGCGGUUUGUUUGUCUUGAAUGACGUCACACGCCAAGUGGUCACGAAAAUUGCUGAACAGAAAUUUGCCGCGAUCCGUGCUAACUUAUUUUAAUUAUUACUUAUUAACAAUACUUCUUGGGACCAGAAGAAAAUUACAGAGGGUUUUUUACAUAUAAAGUUUCAAAUGUGCAUAAAUUGAAAACUGUUGCCUAUGAUCUUUAAAUGUAUACAUAUAUAACUGUAUAUAAAUAACAGAAAAUGAACCUGAUUUAUAUUUUGUGUAGAGAAUGAAGCCAAUGCUGAUCAGUACCAGUACACAAAACACCAGAAUGAAAAGAAUCUUCCACACUCCACUACUGUUAACUGAAAGAGGGAGAAGAAUUUAAGUGAUUAGACUGACAUUGUGAUAAAUACUGUGUUUACAAUUAAAGUAAAUUAAAUGUUACUUAAUGUUAAAAGUUAAUUAAUGUUACCUUUAUUUAGUUACAUUUAAUGCUGUAGAACACCACAAAUGUUAGUUGUGCCUAUCGUUUACAUUAUAGCAGCGAUAAACAGUCAUUCCAUCAUCAGCCCCUCUUUCAUGAAAACUUCCCCAUGGCAGAAAACUGACUAUUACAAAUCAAUGACACUGGAGACUCCUUCUACAUGUUACGCAAAAGCCUCCUUACAUCUUUUAAUUUCAUGGCAUUAACAUUUAUACAUUUUCUUUGUGAAAUAAGAUGAUUUUUAACCUGUUUAUUAUUAGUCUUAGAUUAUGUGGCGUGUGAAGUCCAUGUGCAUGACCUGUUGUGAAAUAAACUAUAAAAUAUUACACUGUAGAACUGGCACAUUAAUAUAAAACAUGUAUGUAUAAAAUUAAUUAAUACCUUCUGACCAAUCAGAAUUAAGAUUUCAACAGUGCUGUAGUAUAAAGUCAGUAACUGUACACCUACAAAUUGCACCUACAGUACUAUAUAUGUACAAUGUUUUCAUAGCAAACCUGAUAGGCGGGCCCCUAAAUCCAGGCUCACAUUUCUUUUCUCAUCUUCUGACAGAGUCACAGAACAGGUUAUUGAGUUAGAGACAGAAGAUGACAGGAUGAUCCAGCUGUAAAUGCAAUACAGGCCAUUUCCUUGUUCACUGUAAAUGGGGGGUCUAGGAUCAGAAAGAGUAUCUCCUUUUUCUUUGGUAGAUUUCCACAAGAGACUCGGUCGAGGAAACCAGCCACAGGAAGAACAGCUGAGGUUCACAGAAUCUUGAUGGUGCUCCAGAGAAAGGAGAGGCAGAGAGCCUAGAGCUGAGAUGGGGAACAAGGAAGAGACAGAGAGAAUAAGAUGGAUUGGAGUGGAAGGGUUAGAAAGAGGGGAUUCUCAGAUGAGUGGAGAAACAUCAAGCUUCCAUCUAGCCAUCAAUCAAACCUCAUCAAACAUCUACUCACCAGUUAAACUGAGUUCCACAGUGUUGUCAUCAUAUGAUUUGUCUCCACUCACAUAGCAGUGAAAAAUCCCAAUAUCUGAGAAGCCAAGGUUGUCCAAUCUCAAGGAGACAUCUCCCUGUUUCAGUCCAGCAGACUGAGGGUUUCUCAGGGUCAACGAGCUCCGAUUCCUGUACAUCUCCUGAUAGUCUGUAUUGACUUUACGGUUCUGGUAAAACAAUAAUGGAGUUGUGAACUGACCUGGGCGGUACCAACGAAUCUCCAAAGUCUCUGCAUCAAUCUCAGGGGAGAGCCAACAUGGAAGAACCACAGAGGAACCGUAUUUCCCAAUUAUUACAGUCUCAGUACAGUUUACAGCGAUAGAGUCUAAGAGAGAGAAAAAAAAAUUAAAUCCUGCUUAAAAAUUGUGGAUAAAUUAUUAGAACAAAGAAAAAUCACAACAGUCCCCACCAAUGACCUUUUAAUGUUUGAUCUUCUAGUGAAUUGAACUUCCACUAGUUUGACCUACGAUUUGUUUGUUCUCCUAUCGUUUUGAUCGACCGAUUGUGAUAUGGUGAUGCACUGGUUGUUUGAGCUUCCAGUGAUUUGCUUUAACAAUUGUUUGUUCUACUGGUGAUUUCAUAGUCCAGUGGUUUGUGCAUUUCAUUCCCAAUACCAUUUUAAGUCACUAUGUUUAUUAACUGUAAUCAGUUAUGUAAUUUUUGAACUGUUAUUAUAGAAUUAGUACCGGUAAUUAGUAUAUGGGUCCGUCUCAGAAACUGGUCUCUCAUUUGGGACAUUAUGGUCAAAAAAUAAAUUUUCUAAUUUUACUAUUUUGUUUUUUUUUUAAUUUACCUAACACUCAAUGUUUCUUUUGUCAUGUUUAAUAAGAAUAAAAAUAGUAUCUUGCUUUA